Molecule: messenger RNA, 240 nt
Organism: Linnemannia hyalina
Lineage: Eukaryota; Fungi; Mortierellomycota; Mortierellomycetes; Mortierellales; Mortierellaceae
Source: the annotation of a GenBank genome assembly
AUGAAAUUCAUCCUGUACGAAGCGGUCGAUCCAGGAGAAGCGGUCAAUCUUGACCAAGUCCAUGUCCAAACAGGAGAUCCACAGGAUAACGACUCGGAGGAGACUUAUCUCGAAGCCAAGGAGGAUUCCGACCAUGAAGCCGAGGAGGCCGAGGAGCGCGAUGAUGUCUCCUUCUUGAAAGUUCCCGAAACCAUGUUUGCCGAUGGAUCUACCGUCAUCGUUGCCCAGGCUCAAGCGUAG